Molecule: messenger RNA, 2011 nt
Organism: Nicotiana tabacum (common tobacco)
Lineage: Eukaryota; Viridiplantae; Streptophyta; Magnoliopsida; Solanales; Solanaceae
Source: RefSeq, a predicted model, not a curated record
UCAACUAAAGGAGGGGAGAAAAAAAGUUGUUUUUAACCAAUGAUACCAUUCACUUUCUUUCCAACAACUUUGAUUGGAAAAUCGAAUGCUACAGCAUAACACUGAUUAGGAAUAUAUUAUGAGAUUGAACCUCUUUGCCAUUAUAUAGAAGUUUUGAUUAAUUUUCUUAGGAUACUUGUUUGCAGGAUAUGGGGCUAGAGAAGAAUUAUGCUGAGCUGAAAAGACAAAUACCAGUCAAUGAAAAUCAUAAUUUUUCUAAGGAAGAAGUUGAUACUGCUAAUGAGGAACUGAUAAAAGAAGUUGCUGUUUUGGAGCUGGAAGUUAUGUAUUUAGAGAAGUAUCUUCUUUCACUAUACCGGAAAACAUUCGCUAAGCGGUUAGAAUCACUGUCCAAAGAAAGGAAACUUUCAGAAGUCAAGAAACACAACAACAAAUCCAUGGAAAAUCCAAUAACUAACAGUACUAGUCCUUCUCCGUCGCCUUUCGAAAAUCCACGAGAAGAAUGUAAUGUGACAGCAGGAGCUCCAAACCUAGUUGACACUACUAUUGUGAGAAGCCACUCUUCAUUGUCUCACACUGCUGCUUCUUUUAAGCCUUCGCCUUCAGUCGGAUUUCUUGCUGAUGCUGUAGAUUCAUACCAUUCUUUGCCUUUAUCAAUGCUUGAGCAUGCUCAGGUAUCCACUUCAAAUGGAAGAACAGCAGAACAUAUUGUUAACAGUUGUUCAAAUCAUUUUCGUCGUGUCCCAAACCAGCUGUCUGAAGAAAUGAUUAAGUGUAUAUCAGCCAUAUAUUUUCAGCUUGCUGAUCCCCCUUUGUUCAGUUAUGAUUACCCGUUCUCUCCAAUCUCGUUAUCAUCAUCAACGCUGGAAUCUUUUCCUCAAGGUCAGAACGAUAUGGGGACUUUACAAUGCGAAGAAAGUUCAUCUUCCAAUUCAACAAUGAAUAACCCUUUUCAUGUUAAAGAUUCGAGAGAAUUUAGUGGAUCUUUUGUCACAAUGGUUGAAGUGCAAGGGCUUUGUCGAGAUAAACGGAGGUUAGAUGGUGUAGAUCACAUGUUACAACAUUUUAGGUAUCUAGUUUCAAAAUUGGAGGAGGUUGAUCCGAGAAAGCUGAAACAUGAAGAGAAGCUAGCUUUCUGGAUUAAUGUCCACAACGCGCUAGUGAUGCAUGCAUUCUUAGCUUAUGGAAUUCCGCGAAGUAAUCUCAAGAGAGUAUCUCAACUUCUCAAGGCUGCUUAUAACAUUGGAGGGAAUACAGUAAAUGUGGAGAUGAUUCAGAGUUCUAUACUAGGAUGUCGAUUGCCCCGAGCAGGUCAGUGGAUUCAAUCAUUGUUCUUUCCAAAGCAAAAGUUUAAGGCUGGAGAUGCAAGAAAAGGAUAUGCAAUAGAGCGCCCAGACCCUCGCCUACGCUUUGCUCUAUGCUCAGGAAGCCAUUCUGAUGCUCUGCUCCGGUUGUACACGCCAAAGAGAGUAUUCCAGGAGCUUGAAGUGGCUAAAGAAGAGUACCUUCAGACAAACACAAGGUUAAACAAGCAACAAAAACUACUUCUACCCAAGAAUGUUGAAUCUUAUGCGAAGGAAAGUGAUUUGUGCCCUUCUGGUUUGAUGGAAAUGAUACAACACGCGUUACCUGAACAUUUCAUAAAGAAAUAUCAAGGCAAAAUAUUGAAGAAAAUUGAUUGGAUUCCUCACAACUUCACUUUCCGUUACCUAAUUUCACAUGAAUUGCUUGAGUCCGUCUUAUCCUUCUGAUCGAAUUCACAUUCAAGUUGAUCAAAAGAGUAUGAGGAAGAUAGCUCAAGAUAUCCUUUCAAAUAUGUUGUGCGGAUUUUUCAAAAUACACUGGAAUUGCAUAUACUUGUAUCGGAUGCUUAAACACGCGUACUUUGGACAUGUACCUGUAGUUGAGUCUAUGUAAUAUAAUCUGUGAUUCAACUGUCAUUUUCUCAUUUUAAUGAAUGAGUUUUGUAAUAUUGUGGUUAAAAACUGCAACUCUUCUUCCUUUUGUGAAA